This is a messenger RNA of Vitis riparia (riverbank grape), 6597 nucleotides long. RefSeq lists its product as uncharacterized. NCBI's taxonomy places the organism in Eukaryota, Viridiplantae, Streptophyta, Magnoliopsida, Vitales, Vitaceae. The transcript has 9 exons. Bases 334 to 4632 code for a protein of 1432 amino acids. Gene Ontology annotation, molecular function: transcription corepressor activity. Gene Ontology annotation, biological process: negative regulation of DNA-templated transcription. The record is from RefSeq and is a predicted model, not a curated record.
GAGGCGAAUGGCAUUGGGUAUUUAUAUAGGGCUCAAAUAUAAUUGAGUUGUAUAAUUUCUCUCUCUUCCUCUGCAAAAUUGGGUUUCUCUCUUCGAUCUCUGAUCAGCUCCCUUCGCCGGAAAAUCUCGACGCCAAUCGAGGGAUCGCGACGAUUCAUCGGCGGUUGCGGAAUCACGUAGCUUUCCGGGGAGGUUUGCUUCAGAUCUGGUAGUGUUUGGCUUGGGAUUUUGAUUUUGGGUUUCUGCUUCGGUUUUGUUGGUUUUGGUGGCGUGUUUGAGAUGAAAUUGAAGGAAAGCUUUGAAAUUUAGGGCUUUUUGGGGUUAUUGCUGCAUAUGGAAGAGGGAAUGAGAAGUGGUGAUCGUUCGAGCGGUUUGGUGAAGAGUAGGAACGCCUCAGGAUGUUUAAUUAUUAAAAAGAAAGGUGAUGGGGUGAGUGGGGCUGGUUCUUCGGGUUCGCAGGGGUUAUUAGAAUCUAAGAAGGAGAAGAAGAGACCGCGAUUGGUUCUUAGCGAUUCGGGUUCGAGUGAUGAACUGUUAGAAUCUCGUCGGCCAAGGGUUCUAUCUGGGAGUAGCCAAGCUGGUAAUGGUGUAACUGUUUUUAAACAGGGCGUUGAAGAGAGAAAUUUUGGUUGCAAUGGUGUAGUCGAGAGAAAGAGAAGUAGGUUAGAUGUCUUUGAGUUUGACGAGUAUGACAGAAUUGAGGGGAAAAAGCAGAGGAAGAAGGAACAGAUGGAUAAUGGGGAAGUUGGAGGAAGAGGCUUUUUGGGUUCAAAGCAGGUGCUGCAAAGUAGCAGUCGAAGGGAAUUUGAGACAGGUUCAAGCAGACAAGAUAUUGUGUAUAGGAGAAAACAUUCUUAUUUUGGAAAUACAAGUGGCUCAUUAGGAGAAAGGAACAGGGGAACUGAUUAUUCUGAGACUAGCAGGUUUGAGAUGAAAAGGGAUGGAACUCGGGUACCAGUUUCGUUGUUGAGGGGUCACUCUGAUGAACCCAUCCGACUGCAGGGAAAAAAUGGUGUUUUGAAGGUGAUGCCAAAGAAGAAGAAUGUGGGAGGGUCUCUCAGAAGUUAUGAUCCCCAGGAAGCUGAAGACAUUAGAAAGGUGUCUAGGCCUGUGGAUAGCAUGAAGAGGAACAUAUUGAUUCGCCCUUCAUCUUAUUCAGAAACAAAACUUCAUGAGAAACCAGGUUCAUUUGUUGGAGCAGAGAAAAAACACCCGAACUUGAGAAAAUCAUUACCCACUAAGAAGAGUAAAGCCAGCUACUCGGGAUCAGAGGACAGUGACACAUCAUUGAAGGUGGGUUCAAAGAGUGUGGAAGCCCAUAGCUCUGGGAAAAGGGGAAAGAGUGAAGGAGAGAGGACUCCACCGUCCGAAAAGCUCCCACCAACUAAAGGAAAGGAAGGAAAAGUUAAGCGUGGUAGUGGCACCGAGAAGCAAUUAUUACGUGAACGAAUAAGGGGAAUGCUUGUUAAUGCAGGUUGGACAAUCGAUUAUAGACCUAGAAGGAAUAGAGACUACCUAGACGCUGUUUACAUUAACCCCACAGGAACAGCAUACUGGUCCAUCAUUAAGGCUUAUGAUGCUCUCCAAAAGCAAAUUGAUGAUGAGGAGAGUAAAUCAAAACCUAGUGGUGACCUCUCUCCCUUUUCUCCCAUAGCAGAUGAGGUACUCAGCAAACUGACAAGGCAAACUCGUAAGAAGAUUGAGAAAGAAAUGAAAAGGAAACAAAAGGAUCAUGCUGGUACUAAGAAUACAGAUGCAUAUACCAAGGAUGACUCAGAGGAUGCAGAUGACAUUAAGCAUGAAGAGAAACUAAGCUCAUUCAUAAAGCAGAAUGGCAAGUCGAUUAAAGGAACAUUAAGGCACGAUCGGGGUGAAAAACUGUCUUUUGCUUCCAAUUCUUUGGUACAUGGAAGGAAAAGUAGAAAAAUUGGCAGAUGUACUUUGUUGGUUCGCAAUUCUGGCAAGGGACUGAAUUUGGAAACUGAUGGCUUUGUUCCAUAUACUGGGAAACGAACUCUUCUGUCUUGGCUUAUUGACUCUGGAACUGUGCAGUUAAGUGAGAAAGUGCAGUAUAUGAAUCGCAGACGCACAAAAGUAAUGCUGGAGGGAUGGAUCACAAGAGAUGGAAUUCAUUGUAGAUGCUGUAGUAAAAUCCUCACAGUUUCAAAGUUUGAAAUUCAUGCAGGGAGCAAACUUCGUCAGCCAUUCCAGAACAUAGUUUUGGACUCUGGGGUUUCCCUUUUGCAGUGCCAGGUAGAUGCAUGGAAUAGACAAGAGGAGUCUGAACGUAGUGGUUUCCACCCUAUAGAUGUUGAUGGUGAUGAUCCUAAUGAUGACACUUGUGGUAUCUGUGGAGAUGGUGGGGAUUUGAUCUGUUGUGAUGGGUGUCCCUCAACAUUCCAUCAGAGCUGCUUAAAUAUUCAGAUGCUUCCAUCUGGUGACUGGCACUGCCCUAAUUGCACAUGCAAAUUUUGCGGAAUGGCUGAUGGGAGUAAUGCUGAAGAUGAUACAACUGUCAGUGAGCUAGUUACUUGCAGUCUAUGUGAGAAAAAAUAUCACACAUCGUGCAUUCAAGGGGUGGAUGCUGUUCUUUCCGAUACCAAUAAUCCAUCCACUUCUUUCUGUGGACAGGGGUGCCGGGAGCUCUUUGAACAUUUACAGAAGUUUAUUGGGGUCAAACAAGAACUGGAGGCAGGGUUUUCAUGGUCUCUCAUUCAUCGCACAGACCCAGGCUCAGAUACAUCUGUCCGAGGAUUUCCACAAAGGGUGGAAAGCAAUUCUAAGCUUGCUAUUGCGCUGACUGUUAUGGAUGAGUGCUUUUUGCCCAUUGUUGACAGGAGGAGCGAGAUUAAUUUAAUCCAUAAUGUUCUCUAUAAUCGUGGAUCAAACUUUAAUCGGCUGAACUACAGUGGUUUCUACACUGCAAUUUUGGAGAGAGGUGAUGAAAUAAUCUGUGCUGCAUCAAUCAGGAUCCAUGGAACCCAGUUAGCAGAGAUGCCGUUCAUUGGAACUCGCCAUAUAUAUAGGCGCCAAGGGAUGUGCCGUCGGCUUUUUUGUGCUAUUGAAUCGGCUCUUUGCUCUCUCAAAGUUGAGAUGCUAAUUAUUCCAGCUAUAUCCGAACUCAUGCAUACAUGGACUGUAGGUUUUGGUUUCAAUCCUCUUGAAGAAUCCCAUAAGCAAGAAUUGAGGUCCUUGAAUAUGUUGGUGUUCCCGGGUACAGACAUGUUACAGAAGCUGCUUCUGGAGCAAGAAACUGCUGAUGGAAACAUGACUGCUAGUCCAGGUACAAAGUCAGUUGAAUCCAAAGGCAACAAUUGUAAUACACCUGAUUUGGAUAAUAAAUCUGAUAUAGAUUCAUCCAAUGGGCAUGAUUUAUCCAUCCAUAAUCAUUCCAUUUCACAACAUUCAAAUGACAGAAAUGACAAUGUCUGUGCUUCUGACUCUAUUUCCCUGACCCCAGCUGUUCCAUUGACUAAUCCUUCUAUCAUGAGUGGUGCUUCAGAUGCUCUUCAUGAACCUGAAAUCCAAGGCUCUGGUGAGGAGACGAGAUGUUCUAAUUCUGAGUCCGGGGACAAGUUGAAUGAAGCUACUGAAGCCAAGUGUCCUUCUCCCUCUUAUGCAAGUUGCAAUGUUCUUGAGAUAGAAAAACAUGUAUUUGAUUCUCCUGGCGAGGGUGAUAUGCAUUCUCCUUCUGAGGACAAAGUCGGUGAUGCUCGUGACUCAAAUGUCCAAGUCCCUGGAGAGGGGACUAUAUGUUCUAGUUCUCAGUCAAGGAACAAACUAGGCAAACCUGGUAGUGACUUCAACUGUCUAUCUGCUUCUGAAGCAAGUCAUAAUGGAAAAGCCAUGGUGGAUUCUCCUGUUGAAAGUAAUAGUCGGCCCUCUGAUGAGUGUGAAGAUGGUAAUGGUCUAGAAGUAAAUGCUGAAGCCCCUGGUGAGGGGACCAUUUGUUCUAACUCUCAGCCAAGUUACAAAUUACCUGUAUCUACUACAGGUAUGGACUUUCUCCCUACUUCUGAAGUGAGUCAUGGCAUCCUCGAGGUGGAAAAGCUAGUAUCAGAUUCUCUAGUUGAAGGAAAUGUUCUGUCUUGUGCAGAGGGUGAAGCAGGUGAUGCUCAUGAAGUAAAUACCCAGGUCUCUGGUAAUGGGAUUACAGGUUCUAAUUCUUGCUUCAAGGACAAAGUAGCUGAACCUCCUAGUGAUGUGAAGCCCCUCUCUCCCUCUGAUGAGAGUUUCAAUAUCGAGUUCAAAAAACCUGUAUUGGCUUCUCCUGUAGAGGUCAAUAUUCAGUCUUCCACCAAGGGUGAAGUGGAUGAUGCUCAUGAAGUAGGUGAUUCAGUUGCUUCUGUUGAACCUGUUUCAAGUGAAAUUUCUGCUCAGAAAAUAACUGAGGAAGUUGAUAAAAAUCAAAAACCUCUUCCUGUUUCUACUUUUGAUGGUACUGAUGAGAGUACUAUACAGUCCAACUCCAAUUUUAAUAAUCAGAGUGCAUUUGAGAUGGAAGGUAAAUCACAUGUGGCUUUGGAAGUUGCCUCUAAUGCAAAUGAUUAUGAAGAAAACCGGCUAAAGGUAUCUGCUGAAAAUUCAGGAACUGAUGAGUGUGAAGGGAAAGCUGGAUCUAUUAGUGUUUAAAAUGAUGCCAAUGCCUCAUGUUGAGGCUGUAGCAGUGCUACUGACUUGGAUUUAACAAUGCUGGAAUGGUUUUUUUGGUAGAGGGCUCUGGUGCAGAUGUGUUCCUUGACUGAGAUGGCACUAAGGCACUUUCAGGAUUUGGAGAUAAACAUCACCCCAUGCGACUUGUGAGUCAAGUCUGCUGCAUGCUAUGAUUAUCAUUUUUCCAUCAAUUUCCAAAAGAUGUUCUUGAUGCAAAUGGGAAUGGGUCAAUUUUUAUGUCAAAAGUAAAGUUCCUACCAUAUAACACCAUCCUUCGAGGUUGGGCUGGUUAUUUUGCAAAUGCUGAUUUUGUUGGUGAAAACUGUCAUGCAGCUUCCAAGUGUAUAUAUCUGGAUCUGCUGAGUUUGCAAGGUCUGAUUUUAUCUGGAUAUCCUGUAAUCUUCAUUUGAUGUUAGUAAUUCUGCUCUCGACACAACGGAGGUGGAUUAAGAUGAUUCUUGAGCAGCUCCUUCUUGCGAUUAUAUCAUUCCUAUUUGUGGAGCAGUGUUGAUGAUACACAUUGGACACAAGUUCUGUUGCCUUGGUUUUUCUUGGUUGUCUAAAAUUUUUGUGGUACAAUUGUAUAUCAUUUUCUUGAUCCUUCUAAAGGAGUGUAACUUCUGGGCUUCUCAUAGGCCUUGUAAUUUCAACUUGCUGCCUAAGUCCCCAGAACUCAGGUCCAAUUGAGCAUCCACCUCUGUGUCAUUUAGUUUUUGUUUAAGCACCUCUAGGUUGGUCUGGCCACUCAUAAUUGUUUAGAUGUUUUUGAGGCAGUAAUAAACUCAAACAUGCCAUUUAUGUAAUGCCAAGCUAUUAUUCUCAGGAGAUGUUGUAGGCAAUUAUGUUUUUAUUUUUUAGGGCAGUGCCAGAAUUCAAUGAGGUUAUUAUGAUCUCAAAUUGUAAUUCUGCCAAGAAUUUUUGUGUAUGAUAGUAUGAUUGAAGCAUCUUCUUAUAUUUUUGUUACUUAAGGGCUUUGUGGGAGAACAUUGCUUCUCACUAAAUAUGAUGCUUUGUGAAGGACAAGAUAUUGCAUCUUGAACUAGAAGUAAGGUGCUCAUUGGUUAGGGUUGUGCUAGUGUCUGGGAUUAUGUUUUCAAGCCUAAACCCUAUUGAUGCCCUACCACUCCAUUACCCAUAUAAUUGGAUACAGACUUUAGAUUAGGUUGGAAUUGAUCCAGGUCAACUUGGAAUACAUGCAAGUUGGUUUGGAUUUGGGUUAUCAGUCAUGUAUAUCUUUGCCAGAAGGAUGCUAUUGCGCAUUUUCUUUUCCCUUCUCUAUUAAAAAUUAGAUUCUUCAGCUAGUGCUUUUCCAUUUUUUAUCUUGUGGGGAUGUCGUGAGGCGGACGUGCAGCCAAGUAUGUUUUACCUUUUGAUUUGCUUCUCUGGAGAAUCCAUAUAUAUGAUGGAGCUUAUACAGUUAUACUCAUCUCUCUCAAAACCUUCGAACAAAGAGAAGUGAGAGAUGAAACCACCAAGCCCAUAUUAAGUCUUCUGUUGAGGCUGAGACAUCAGCAUUUGCAGAUUCAAAUACCACAAGAAAAGGCCAAACACAGUUUUUAGACAAGAGCUAGUUGUUGGUUGGAUGCAGGGAAAGGCAAUGGAGAUGGAAAUGUACACAGGCAUCAUACCAUACCUAUGUGGUAUGUUUAAUCAAUCAAGGCGUAGGCGGGGAUUUCAAAGGCUUAGGAUGGGAGACUUGCCUGAACCUGGUCCGAUUCAUCGGAAAUUCCGAAUUGCUGGCAUGGUAGUCAUCCUACUGAGGAAGUGGAGGAAGGAAAGCGAGGCUGGGCAUAUGGCUGAGGUGUAAUGUGCUUCUCUCCAGUUUAAAAUUAGUAGUAGUUGAUUAUGCUUAUGUAAACCAAUUUGGUAUUGCAACAACUUUUACCUAUGGUGUGGAUGUGGCAUGUGGAGUGAGAAUUUGAUUUGGCAUGGCAAUUGAUUCUU